UAAACUUGUUGCCAUAAAUGUCCUUGUGUCUCCCCGGAAACUAUUUCAAUAUAUUUUACUUGGUCUUGGCCGGGAUGAUGAGUCUCUUAUCACGUCGGUAGAUUUGUUUCCGGACUGUUUUACCUUUGAAAAACUUUGAACCAAGUUAGUUGAGAAGAAGCAGAGUAUUCAGUACAUACGCUCUCAAGAGGAGUCUAAUCCCGCACAAGCCUUUGCGGGUCAUUUCCAGCAGCCCGCACAGUCGUAGCCAGCCGGCGGUCAGCAGCAGCAGGGUUCCGGACAGCAGCACCCACAGGGUCCCGGACAACAGCAGCCGUUUGGUGGGCAGGCACCUCGUGGACGCGGUCAGCGGGGUGGCCGCGGAGGCCGUGGUCAGCGCGGACGCGGUGGAUGUGGUCAGCGGGGCCGCAGUUAUGGUCAGUAUCAGCCUGGUCAUGCUUAUGCUCCACACUUUGGAUAUGGUUAUCCUCCACCGGGCUACUUUCCAGGGGGUGCACCGCAUGCUCGCAUUCUUGGGGCUCCAGGUUCAGCGGGUAUGUCUGUUCAGUCAAAUUUUUAUACUUAUGCCUUAUCUACUUUUUCUACUAACCAUGGCUAUGCAGGCUCUUCCUCAGUAGAGGGAAACUCAGUCCCUCCUUCGGUAGUUUGUCAAAUUUGCUAUGCUCCAGGUCAUCCAGCCUCCACCUGUCCCUCUCGUUUUGUUCAGCCGGCUGCUCCUGCCCUUGCUACUCAGGCUCCUGAUGCUUCUGAUUUGGUUUGGUAUCCUGAUUCAGGUGCCUCAGCACACAUGACUCCUCAUUCAGGUUUUAACAACGGGGGUGGUCCUUCUUCGAGC
This is a messenger RNA of Cuscuta europaea, 835 nucleotides long. The record is from the annotation of a GenBank genome assembly. Lineage: Eukaryota; Viridiplantae; Streptophyta; Magnoliopsida; Solanales; Convolvulaceae.